Molecule: messenger RNA, 2581 nt
Organism: Pristis pectinata (smalltooth sawfish)
Lineage: Eukaryota; Metazoa; Chordata; Chondrichthyes; Rhinopristiformes; Pristidae
Gene: pex12
Product: peroxisomal biogenesis factor 12
Exons: 4
Coding region: 95-1165 (356 amino acids)
Biological process (GO): protein import into peroxisome matrix; protein monoubiquitination
Cellular component (GO): peroxisomal importomer complex; peroxisomal membrane
Molecular function (GO): zinc ion binding; ubiquitin-protein transferase activity; protein binding
Source: RefSeq, a predicted model, not a curated record
AAACUGUGACAUUGAAGGCACCGAUCCACCGAGCCGGGAUUUACCAGCUGCCGGCACUGGUGCGCAUGCGCGCUCUGGCAGACGACGGGCAGCCAUGGCGGAGCUCGGAGCCCAUCUGACAGCUGGGCUGGCGGCGAGCUCCGGCCGGCCCUCCAUCUUCGAGGUGGUGGCUCAGGACACGCUGAUGUCCGCCGUUAGGCCGGCGGUACAUCACUUGUGCAAGGUGCUUGUGGAAUCCAACCCGGCUCGUUAUGGGUUUCUAUGGCGAUGGUUUGAUGAAAUCUACACUCUGUUGGACUUCUUGCUUCAGCGUCACUAUUUGUCUCGAACUAGUGCUUCCUUCUCUGAAAACUUCUAUGGUAUGAAAAGAAUCCCAGUGGGCCGUGGAAUGUGCAGACUGGCAAGCCACGGGCUCCCAUGGGCCAAGCAUUGGAGGUCUCUGUUAAUGAUAAUCGCUGUUCCAUACAUAAAAGUCAAGCUAGACAGACUGUUUGCCAGACUAAGAGAGGAGGAUGACUAUGCCAUACACCUGCCAGAAUCUUCUUGGAAGCGCUUGUACAAGGCUUUCCUUACGGCCUAUCCCUUUGUGAACUUGGGCUGGGAGGGGUGGUUCCUCCUCUAUCGGCUCUUGUACAUCUUUGGAAAAACACAGUUUCACUCACCACUUCUGCGAGUGGCUGGUGUCCGCUUGGGAAACCUGACCCAUGCAGAUUUGCAGAGUUUUGAACAAAGGUCCUCUUCCAUGAGCAGAUCUCCCGCCAGUACAAGUGUGCUUGGAAAGCUGACCUCCUUCUUUGGUAAUGCACUGAGUGGUGCAGCUGUCUCCCUUUCAACUGGUGUAUCAGUGGGCAUCUUCUUCUUGCAGUUUCUUGAAUGGUGGUACUCGUCUGAAAACCAGGACACAAUUAAAUCCCUCUCCUCCCUCCCAACUCCUCCCCCACCAGUGCACUUUGAUAGGUUGACAAAUGAUGCUUUGCCUAAGCUGAAGAAUGUAUGUCCUUUAUGCAACAAGAUCCGGACUAAUGACACGGCUUUGGCAACCUCUGGGUAUGUCUACUGUUACCGAUGUGCUUACAACUAUGUAAAACGCCACCAGCGAUGUCCUGUAACAGGCUACCCUUCUGAACUGCAGCAUCUUGUUAAGCUGUACUCUCCAGAAGCAUGAAGGCAAGAGAUCCAUCCACCAAACCGAGGCUCACUGAAAAUGUACUCUUUAAAUGCACCCUGGUGGCUGUUUGACUCUGUGAAUUGUUAUCAACAAACAAUCUGCUGGAGGAGUUCAGCGGGUCAAGCAGCAUCUGUUGGGGGGGGGGGGGGAGAAGGAAUUGUCAAUGUUGCAGAUCGAAACCCUGAAUCAGGACAGGGUAAAUUGUUGUUUGACAGUGUAAUAUGCAAGUUUCUGCUGAAGUACAUGAGGCAAGUUUCAACUGUGCCAUUUUAAUUGUUAAUUACUUUUCCCAGCUUGUUCUGUUCUCCCUAAAGUUGCUGGCUUUUGUUAUUUCUUGCCCAAGUGAGCAUUCACUUAUGAGCAUGGACAAUAUAUUUAUCCCCAGUGUCGAUUGCACUAAUGCCCCACCUAUAUGCAAGUUUUUCAGCAAGUUACAGAUGAUUAUAGUUGUACAGCAUGGAAACAGGUCCUUCAGUCUACUGAGUCAGUGCCAACCAUAGCUGCCCAUUUUACACUAGUCUCAUUUUAUUUCCCCCACAUUCCCAUCAACUCCUUGCAGAUUCGGGACUAUUUACAGUGGCCAAUUAACAAAAAAAACCCGCACAUCUUUGGAAUGUGGGAGGAAAACAGCACCAGGAGGAAGCCCAUGUGGUUAUAGAGAGUGGCUCACUGGAGCUGUGAGGCCACAGCUUUACUAGCUCAUGAUCAUUAGACCUGGCUGCAGAUACCAGUUGCAGAAGCCCCUUUACCAUCCUAGCUGAGACUAGCUAAAGCAGCUGGGGCUAGGUAUCAGACCUGAGCUCUGAUCUGUUUGGCAGCAGAUCUAGACGCAGAACAUAGAGGAGCAGUGGUGAUGGGAUGGGGUGCGGGGGCUGGUCGAAGAUGGGGUAAUUAAUUUCAUCUUGUGGCCACUUAAAGGGAUAAAACUUAGCACAAUGACAGGAGAAAAUUAGAAACAUUUGUCACAGUUCUUGAUAUGCAUACUACAACACUCUGAAUGUUAUAAUGAAUGAUUUAAAAUUUAAUCAGGAGGAUAAGGGAACAUACCAGUUGGCCAAAAAGUCAAAUGUUUAUAUAUGUAUAUACUGCUCAAAAUUUACAUGGCAGAAAGUGCUCUUUAAAAGUGUAAGAUUUUGCUUCACCUGGAUUAAACCAAGCUUUAGUUACCUUCCAUAAUAUGAGCACAGUACUACCUCAUUUUGGAGGAUUGCCUUCCCAGAAACCACUUCGUUAUAAAAAAUUUCAUUUUGGGAACAAUUAUACAAUAAUAUAUUGGGAUAUUUGCAAUCUAGUGGUAUGUUUAAUAAUAUUUUGCAAAAUUGUAUAUGAUUUUAAAAAUUCUAAUAAAAUAAGCUGAAAAAAUAUGAUUAAUAAAUAAACCAGUAAUGUGAAAAUAAAAUAAAACUACUCGUG